UAAUCCAAUUAGCCUGAAAGCAACCUGCACCGCCAUUGGCUAGCCGCGCUUUUAAUUUCGAAGAUGGCGACGAAGCGAGCUGUAUAUAGUUUAUGUAUACACAGAGGUAUCUGGAGUCGAGAUUCCGGACUAUUCUGGAGUCGUGAUACAUAUAACGGAUCUGCGUUCGUGCGGCCGGUAGCCGGUACACCUGAUACUGGAUAUCUCUUGUACCUGAAUGAGAGGGAAAGAAUAGGGUUUUCUCGCUAGCGCGUAUUGCGAUUUUUUUUAACGAGACCUUUUUCUGCGAAGACAAGUGUAUAUCCGCGAUGAAUCCCUCAGAGCCAAGCGGCACCGAGACUCUCAGGUACAAUGAGUUCACAUUGGAUGACACUGAGAUAAGCUCUAAGAUGAAAGAUGUGAUUGACGUUCUCGCGAUGCAGCGCGAGAAAAGGAAUACAUUACAAAAAAGCAUUACGAUCGAUUAUACCAAGUCUAGCGAUAGCUUUACCGUCUCACGGUUUAUCUUCGAAUGCGGUCUGAAAUUGGAAGCUCAUCCACUGACGAUAGCUACCGCCGCGACGCUAUAUCACAGAUUUAUUAAAGAGGCGACGCCACAGGGAUAUGAUAAUUAUCUGCUGGGUGCGACUUGCCUUUAUCUGGCUGGUAAAGUGAAGGAUGAUACGCUGAAGAUACGAGACGUGAUGAAUGUAUCCUAUAAUACGCUUCACAGAGGAUCUCAGCCGCUCGAUCUCGGAGAUCAGUAUUGGAGCAUGAGAGACGCGAUCGUUCAAGCUGAACUUCUAAUCAUGAGGAUGCUCAAGUUUCAAGUCACGCCGGUGCAUCCGCACAAGUACAUGCUUCACUAUCUGCGAUCCCUGCAAGCCUGGUUCGGCGAGGAGGAAUGGUCCAAGUAUCCGGUCGCGAAAACUAGCAUGGCGCUGCUGCAAGAUUUUCAUCAUUCCCCAGCUAUUCUCGACUACCCGCCGAAUUUAAUAGCGAUAGCUUGCAUCAAUUUGUCGCUGCAAAUUUACGGUGUGGUCGUACCAUUGAUGGACGAGUGUGAUCAACAGCCGUGGUUCAACGUUUUCUGCAAAGAUUUAGCGAGGGAAAAGUUAUGGGAAAUCAUGGAAAAAGUGAUGGCGGCAUACGAUGAUGAACCUGAAACGAGAGACAACUAAUAAACGUAUCUAUUACAACUGUAUCUAUUACAAUAAUAAAGCGUUUUUUCCGUACAUUA
Wasmannia auropunctata (little fire ant) is the source of this 1219-nucleotide messenger RNA. RefSeq names its product cyclin-related protein FAM58A (gene koko). The transcript has 6 exons. Gene Ontology annotation, molecular function: cyclin-dependent protein serine/threonine kinase regulator activity. NCBI's taxonomy places the organism in Eukaryota, Metazoa, Arthropoda, Insecta, Hymenoptera, Formicidae. The record is from RefSeq and is a predicted model, not a curated record. Gene Ontology annotation, biological process: regulation of transcription by RNA polymerase II. Gene Ontology annotation, cellular component: nucleus. Bases 309 to 1160 code for a protein of 283 amino acids.